Messenger RNA from Metopolophium dirhodum (rose-grain aphid), 2673 nucleotides. Its product is annotated as ring canal kelch homolog. The record is from RefSeq and is a predicted model, not a curated record. Gene Ontology annotation, molecular function: protein binding. NCBI's taxonomy places the organism in Eukaryota, Metazoa, Arthropoda, Insecta, Hemiptera, Aphididae. The coding region runs from base 109 to 2274 and encodes 721 amino acids. The transcript has 10 exons.
CUCUUUUCUCUUUUGUUCUAUAUCGUACCCCUGACCUCUCUCUCUCUGAGAGCCGUCCAUUAGUUUAUAAAGUCUAUGAUUACACGUUACCACGAUUAGAAUACGUAAAUGCCCGCACGACGCGCAAAAUUGUCAAAACUGCCGGUAAAAUUCUAUUGUUACGUAACAAUCUUCCAAAGCUUCAAUCCCGGACUCGAGGCACAAUCGUCGGCCAUUGUUAUAUUCUGUGCACAGCAAAUCUUUUAUUAUACGAUAUCGUAUAUAGUAUUAUCCAUUUCGGCACAGUCAUUAUUCUCACUAUUCAAUACUAUUAGACUAGUAGACUUGUUCAUGUUCGCCGAGGAUCAACCAUCAACGUCAGGUGUGAGUACGUUAGAUAAUAUGUCAGUAAACGAAAUGGAUGUCUUACAGACUUCAUCAUAUUGUGAAAGUGAUUUAAAGCAAGUACUGAAAUCCAAUGCAUCUGGACCAACUAAUUUUAGAAAUAGCUAUCACUCUGUUAAAAUACUUGAAGGAUUACAAUCUUUACGCAAAAAUGAAGUUUUAUGUGAUAUUAAAUUGGAAACAGAUGAUGGUAAAAUAAUAUGCGGACAUAAAAAUAUUUUAGUAGCAGCUAGCCCAUAUUUUUGUUCAAUGUUUAGUACUUUUAAUGAGAGUGAUAAAGAUAUAGUUAAUAUGAGAGAAUUCGAUUCUGACGUCUUGCAACUAUUAGUAGAUUAUAUUUACAAUGGUGAAAUUAUGGUUACAAAGGAAAAUGUUCAGGUUUUGUUAUCAGCUGCAAAUAUCCUACAAUUAGACUAUGUAAAAAUUAUAUGUGCUGAGUUCUUACAAACACAACUGGAUCCUUCAAAUUGUAUUGGUAUCAAAGCAUUUGCUGAUUUACAUAACUGCACAAAAUUGAUGUCAAGUUCUGAAGCAUUCAUUCAUAAAAAGUUUUUAGAAGUGGUAAAAUGUGAUGAGUUCCUAUAUUUAUCUUGUGAAAAAGUAAUUCAGCUUAUCUCCUGUGAUGACCUUGAUGUUCCAUUUGAAGAAAAAGUAUUUGAAUGUGUUAUUAAUUGGGUAAAAUAUGAUUUGAAUUCGAGAAAAGAUUUUUUGCCAGAAUUAAUGGAACAUAUACGUUUGCCAUUAAUAGCAUCAAAGCCAGAUAUAUUAAAAAAUAUAGCUGAAGAACCUCUUCUUAAAAAUAAUCCCAAAUGUAAAUGUUAUUUUCAUAAAUAUGUUUUCACUAUAAAUAUAAUAUGUGUUUUAUUUAUUAUUAUUAUACUUUAUUCAGGUAACAAAUUUGUAUUAGAAGCUUUAAGUUUCCAUCUACAAAAGUCAGUUCAGAAUUUCACCAUUUCUCAUUCGGUUCGGUAUAAACCUAGACAGUUUGGUGGCUUAAAAAAAGUCAUUCUAAUGUUCUACUGGUCUGACACACUUCCAAAGUGUUAUACAGAAUGGUAUGACCCAGCAACCAACAUACGGAGAAGUGCACCAGAAAUGAAUGAUUGUCGUAGGAAAGCGGGUGUAGGGGUCAUAAGAGAUCAAUUUGUUUUUGUUAUAGGAGGAGUGAAUAGCUCAAGUUCUAAAUCUGUUAGUAUGCUUGAUGUAUCUUCACCCUUGCCAUGUUGGAUACCGAUGAUCAACAUGUUGGUUAGUCGAGCCUAUUUAGGAGUUGGUAUAUUAGACAAUAAUAUAUAUGCAGUUGGUGGAUUUAAUGGUUUUGUUCCAGUAAAUAAUGCUGAGGUGUUUGAUAUCAAUAUUCAAAAAUGGAAAAUGAUAGCUAGUAUGACUACUAAUAGAAGCCUUUUUGGUAUUGGUGUACUAAAUGGUCGUUUAUAUGCGGUAGGAGGUUUUGAUGGCUAUGAUAGUUUGAAGUCUGUUGAAAGUUAUGAACCCUCACUUGACACAUGGACACCAGUUGGAGAACUAUCUGUAUGCCGUGAUAGUUUUAGUAUUGGGGUCAUGGACGGAGUUAUGUAUGCUAUCGGUGGCAUUGAUGGAUCUGAGAAUCUUAAAAGUGUCGAGGCGUAUAGACCAAGUGAUGGAGUAUGGUAUUUUAUUGCUGAUAUGCAUUUGUGUCGAAAGAAUUCUGGGGUAGUGGUAUUAGAUGGUUUAUUAUAUGUUAUUGGCGGAGAAUCUGAAGAAUCAGUUGUCAAUACUGUAGAAGUGUACAACCCUAAAACCAAUACCUGGUCCAUGGGAACAUUGCCAAGAAAUGACAUUGAUGUCUCUGAUGCCAAAGUUUAUAGUGGAGUAGUCAUUAAUAGGCCACCACAUUUUAUUACUAAUUAACAUAAUAUUAUAUGUUCUCGUUAUAAUACACUUUUAUUUAUGUAUGAUUUAUAACGAAACAUUUUUUUAUUCUAUCAUUUUUUUUAAAUUUCAAUUUAAAGUUCAAUUUAAAGUUUUUUGUUUUAUUUAAUAUUUUAAUUUUGUAUUGUAUCCAAAUUUAAAAAAUACAAUAUAAUAUAUUCAGUAGAUGUGUUCAUAACAGUAUAUAAUCAUUUUUAUUUAUUCUAUCAAUUUUUUAUUUUGUGAAUGUUCAAUUUAAAGUUUUUUGUUUAAUUUAAUAUUUUAAUUUUGUAUUGUAUUCAAAUUUAAUAAAUACAGAAUAUUAUAUUCAGUAUAUAAUCAUUUUUUCACAGCAAUGCCUUGCUUUAAACUGCAUAUUAUCAAGUACAAAACUAAAAA